Molecule: messenger RNA, 1643 nt
Organism: Cornus florida
Lineage: Eukaryota; Viridiplantae; Streptophyta; Magnoliopsida; Cornales; Cornaceae
Product: phosphoglycerate kinase 3, cytosolic-like
Exons: 6
Biological process (GO): glycolytic process; gluconeogenesis
Cellular component (GO): cytosol
Molecular function (GO): ADP binding; ATP binding; phosphoglycerate kinase activity
Source: RefSeq, a predicted model, not a curated record
UGCGACAUCAGCUACUUCACUCUCUCCCAAAAUCAUCCCCUCCACUUCUUCCACCACCCAAAACCGUUCAACUCUCAAUGUCCCCACCACCCGCUUUCUUCGCAACCCUCUACGCCGUCUGGGCUUCGCCGGCGCCGCCGUCGACCCUCUUCUCAGCCUCCACGUAGCUGCCAGACUCAGGUCCCUCAAAGCGAGCGGAAAAGCCUCCAGAGGGGUGGAGUCGAUGGCCAAGAAGAGCGUGUGAGACCUCACGGCGGCGGAAUUGAAGGGCAAGAAUUCACUGACGAUACCAGAAUUCGAGCUGCUGUGCCCACCAUCAAGCACUUGAUCUCAAAUGGGGCUAAAGUCAUUCUCUCCAGUCACUUGGGACGACCAAAAGGUGUUACUCCAAAAUUCAGCUUGGCACCCCUUGUGCCCAGAUUAUCUGAAUUACUUGGCAUUCAGGUUGUCAAGGCUGAUGACUGCAUCGGUCCAGAAGUUGAAAAACUUGUGGCUGCACUUCCUGAUGGUGGUGUUCUUCUUCUUGAGAAUGUGAGGUUUUACAAAGAGGAAGAAAAGAAUGAACCUGAGUUUGCAAAGAAGCUUGCUUCGUUGGCAGAUCUUUAUGUGAAUGAUGCAUUUGGUACUGCACAUGGAGCCCACACCUCAACUGAGGGUGUUACAAAAUUUUUGAAGCCAUCUGUUACUGGGUUCCUUUUGCAGAAGGAACUGGACUACCUUGUUGGAGCAGUUUCAAGCCCAAAGAGGCCAUUUGCUGCUAUUGUGGGUGGUUCAAAGGUCUCAUCUAAGAUUGGAGUGAUUGAGUCGCUUCUCGAAAAGUGUGAUAUCCUGCUUCUUGGUGGAGGAAUGAUCUUUACAUUUUACAAGGCACAAGGCCUUUCUGUAGGAUCGUCCCUGGUAGAGGAAGACAAGCUUGAUCUUGCAACAACACUCCUUGAGAAGGCCAAGGCCAAAGGAGUAUCUCUUUUGUUACCUACUGAUGUAAUUAUUGCUGACAAGUUUGCUCCUGAUGCAAACAGCAAGAUUGUGCCAGCAUCUGCCAUUCUGGACGGCUGGAUGGGCUUGGAUAUUGGACCUGAAUCUAUAAAGACAUUCAAUGAUGCUUUAGAUACUACCAAAACUGUUAUCUGGAAUGGACCAAUGGGAGUGUUUGAGUUUGACAAGUUUGCAGCUGGAACAGAGGCAAUUGCGAAAAAGUUAGCUGAACUUAGUGGGAAGGGAGUUACAACAAUUAUUGGAGGUGGAGAUUCUGUUGCAGCUGUAGAAAAAGUAGGAGUUGCUGAAGUGAUGAGUCACAUAUCAACAGGUGGUGGUGCCAGUUUGGAGUUGUUGGAAGGGAAACAGCUCCCCAGUGUUCUAGCUCUUGAUGAAGUCGUAGUGGUUGCUGUCUAAGACAAAGUUCGGUUUGUUUGUUUGUUUCCUUUUCUCAGCCCUUGCCUUGGCGAUGUUUCAAUUAAGGUUUGUAAACGAGAAAUGUGGGCAUAUAUGAGUUCAUUUGUAGAUCUUCACCAUAGCCAUCAAUGUAAGGUCCUUUGGUCUUUGUCUAUCUACCCUCUUGUUCAUUUCACCAUAAAAAGACUAGGAAAUGUUGGAAGAGAGAACUUGAUAUUUCCGAGGUUUCAAUAAAUUUAUUUUUUACUUUU